Messenger RNA from Rotaria socialis, 273 nucleotides. The record is from the annotation of a GenBank genome assembly. Lineage: Eukaryota; Metazoa; Rotifera; Eurotatoria; Philodinida; Philodinidae.
AUGCAUCAAAACGCUAGGCAAAACGAAUAUCGCCAACGACGUAGUCUUGAAAUUACAAAUUGGCAAUUAGCGGAUAUAUUAUAUAAACAUCUUUCUCAGGAUGAUACUCAUCGAAGUGAAAUAGGCAAUAGAGUUAAACGUUCAGAGGUGCCACUAGAGUUAAGACCUGUCGGAGGACCCAUUAGCAUCGAACAAGUGCCAGCGAUGAUAGCAGCAAGAUAUGUUAAACGUUAUCCGUAUUCACCAAAGGAGGAUCCUGAUAUAAUUGGUUGA